Molecule: messenger RNA, 1311 nt
Organism: Macrosiphum euphorbiae (potato aphid)
Lineage: Eukaryota; Metazoa; Arthropoda; Insecta; Hemiptera; Aphididae
Source: the annotation of a GenBank genome assembly
AUGACGACCGACACAAUCCGUACAAAGAAGUGGGUCGGUGGUGGUGAUACGCACGACAUGUCGAAUGGUGGUGACGGCGCAGCAGGUGCAGUUUGCGCGUGUGGCCGUCGCCGUCGCCGUCGUCGGGCAGCGUCGUCCUCGUCUCCGUCGCCGUCCGUGCUGGCCGUGUGGACGACGGCGUUCGUACUGGCCGUGGUUGUAGGCGGCGGCGGGGUCGAAGCUCUACAUUCGGCCGCUGCCGUCUCGACGGCUGGCGGUGGCAGUGCUGCUGCGGCAGCUGCGGCGAUGGCGGCUGGCCGGAUGGCGCCGUGCGCCCACCUGGGCGACGAGACCAACGACGUGUCGGCCCGGGCGUACGCGUCCGACGUGGUGUUCGAGGGCAAAGUCCGGUCAAAGGGCCCGGUACGGCCCGGGGAUGGUACGUACGGCGUCACGUUCGUGGUACAGCGCGUGCACAAAGACGCCAUGCAGGCGGUCACGUACGAGGGACUGCGGGUCGGCAGCCCGGUGCGGCUCAACUUUCGCGAGAAGCGCGGUGACCGCGACCCACCGCAGCGGAGGCCGCCGCUCCAGCGCCGGGUGGACGCACAGUGUGUGCAGCGGUUCGCGCCGGCCGCCGGUGGUCAGACCGUCGAAGCCAACAUCAAACGCGGCGCCAAGUACCUGGUGUUCGUGGCCGGCGUCGGGCCGCACAACCUGUCCGUGCUCGGCGAACCCGUGUUGCGGACGCCCAAGAACGUGGACGCCGUGCAAAAGGUUCUGUGCAGGGACUGUGUUCAGCCAAUCGGUGUGUGGGGACUUCACAACACAACGUUAAAAGUCAAAAGCGCUUUGAAAUUGAUGUGCAGAGCCAAAGGUAACCCGAUGCCCGCUCUACAAUGGUUCAAAGACGGCCAACCGAUUUUGGUGGGCAGGCGAAGGAUUCAAUAUAAAAAGAAAAGAUCCAUGCUUGUGAUACCAAAGGUGAGGCCAGAAGACGGAGGCAAGUAUGAGUGCAGAGGUACCGGAGUCCAAACCGGCCAUGUGGCUAUUACGUCGGCCCAAGUAAUAGUUAAUUCCAAACCGGACAACACAACAGCCCUGUGGCCGUUGGUCGGCGGUCCCUGUCCAGCAGAUCUCGUAUAUUGUCUGAACGGGGGCACUUGUACGUUCUACGAAACCAUCGGAGAGCUCGUUUGCCAGUGCGCCGAAGGCUUCAAGGGUCAACGGUGUGAGAACAAAGACAUUGUUAACAAAAGCACCAACGAUCAACCGCUGCAUUAUGUUUUAUUUUCGCUUUUUACCCCUCUUUCGGAAGUGGCGGGUGAAUGA